Molecule: messenger RNA, 829 nt
Organism: Contarinia nasturtii (swede midge)
Lineage: Eukaryota; Metazoa; Arthropoda; Insecta; Diptera; Cecidomyiidae
Exons: 5
Coding region: 89-586 (165 amino acids)
Source: RefSeq, a predicted model, not a curated record
UCGAAGGCACCAGUUUAUUUCACUUUCAUAUGUCGAUUAAAACGACAGAUUAGUUAUUUAACCAUUUGUCCCCAAUUUUCAUUGAAUAAUGGAACGUUAUUUUGCUCUACUCAUAAUUGGUUGCUUCGUGCCGAAUAUUUUCAGUGCUCCUCGAAUCAAAGAAAAUAUUACAAAUGCGGUGAAAAGAGUUAAUAUGGCAGCGGAAUUGGGAGCAAAUUUGAUGUUAGAAUGUCCUGAGGUUCCGUUUGAAACUAAGUUGGCCGUCAGUCUAGGAAAAGCUGCUGUAUACGGGGCGUCGAAGUUUCAAAAGACAGGAUGUUUGAAAGACGCAACCAAAAUGGUUGUGGGUACAUUGUGCAUUGACGGCAUUGCAAGCAUUGACAGUGCCAACGCUGCCAUUGAUUCUAUUGCUUUGGAACACCCUAGAAGCGAGGCUAGUUUAGACAAUAUUAUCCAUGAGAUUACUAAAGGAAAAACCAAGAAAAGCGCAAAAAGAAACAAAUUGAGAAAUGUACCUUUGGAGGGUAUAAUAAUCGAUGAUGGAAGAGAUAAGGAUACCACUUUACGUCAGAUAAAAAUUGAAUAGAUCCGAUAGCAGAAGAAACACGAAGGGAGAAUAUCGACAACAUCGUCAUGACUUUUUCUAUCAAAUCAUGUCUCUAACAAAUGAAAACCAUCGCAAAUGAGCUUAAUUACAAUCUCCAGCAGAAAUAUAUCACUGAAAAACAACUACAAAUUUUCAUUACUUGUUGUUUUGCUAUUAUUUUUUCAGAGUCAAAACUAAAAUAAAAUGUCUUACAUCCGUAAGAUGAACUUUUUCGCACUGUGA